AUGCGCCUCGCCCACCUCCACCUCCCCGACAUAACCUCCUUCGCAAGAGUCUCCAACCUCCAACAAACCCUCACCUCACGCCUCCUCGCCCACAAAAAGCUCACAGACGCCAACCCCAACAAUGCACCCCACCACCCACCCCCAGACCCCACAAUCAUAACCUUCACACCCAACCCAGUCUACACAACCGGCCGACGCGACCUUCCCCCCUCCAACACAGCCACCACCAACAGCAAUGGCAAUGAUAAUAACAACAGCAACACACUCUCCCUUCCCCCCGCCCUCGAACCCAUCCGCCCAAUCCUAACCGGCCCCACCAAACGCGCAGAGUACCACCCCACCCUGCGCGGUGGCCAAACAACCUACCACGGCCCCGGGCAAAUGGUCGCAUACACAAUCCUGGAUCUCCGACGGCUGGGCCUCACACCGCGGUGUCACAUCCGGGCACUAGAAAACAGCGUCGUGGACGUCCUAGCACGAUACGGGUUGAAGGGCCUCAUAACCGAAGACCCCGGCGUGUGGGUGCGCAGCAACAACGGGGGGGACGGACCGGCUAAGAAAAUCACAGCGGUAGGCGUGCACCUCCGGCGAAACAUCAGCAGCUACGGGAUCGGGUUCAACGUGAGCCAGGAGCCGAUGUGGUAUUUUCAGCAGAUAGUGCCGUGUGGGCUUGAGGGGCGGGAGGCGACGAGUCUGGAGGGGGAGGGCGUUAAGGGUGUGGGGAUUGGGGAGGUUGCUGAUGGGUUUGUGGGGGCUUUUGUGGAGAGGGUGAAUAGGGAUUUUGCUUGUUCUGGCUCUGGGACGGGGGAGAAGAUUGAGGGGGUCUAUAGUGUUGCUGAGGGGGAUUUGAUGUGA
Molecule: messenger RNA, 855 nt
Organism: Aspergillus candidus
Lineage: Eukaryota; Fungi; Ascomycota; Eurotiomycetes; Eurotiales; Aspergillaceae
Product: lipoyl(octanoyl) transferase LIP2
Exons: 1
Coding region: 1-855 (284 amino acids)
Biological process (GO): protein lipoylation
Cellular component (GO): mitochondrion
Molecular function (GO): lipoyl(octanoyl) transferase activity
Source: RefSeq, a predicted model, not a curated record